Ficedula albicollis (Collared flycatcher) is the source of this 2805-nucleotide messenger RNA. It is a transcript of the gene FRMD5, whose product is annotated as FERM domain containing 5. The coding region runs from base 139 to 2748 and encodes 869 amino acids. Gene Ontology annotation, cellular component: cytoskeleton. The transcript is spliced from 14 exons. Lineage: Eukaryota; Metazoa; Chordata; Aves; Passeriformes; Muscicapidae. The record is from RefSeq and is a predicted model, not a curated record.
GAUGCCAAGGGCCAGUACCUGUUUGACCUUCUCUGCCACCACCUGAACCUGCUGGAGAAGGAUUAUUUCGGCAUCCGCUUCGUGGACCCCGACAAGCAAAGGCACUGGCUGGAGUUCACCAAGUCGGUUGUGAAGCAGAUGCGGGCCCAGCCGCCCUUCACCAUGUGCUUCCGAGUCAAGUUCUACCCCACGGACCCCGCGGCGCUGAAGGAGGAGAUCACCAGGUACUUGGUGUUCCUGCAGAUCAAGAGGGAUCUGUACCACGGCAGGCUCCUGUGCAAGACGUCAGAUGCUGCUCUGCUGGCUGCCUACAUCCUGCAGGCUGAGAUCGGGGACUACGACCCAGGCAAGCACCCAGAGGGUUACAGCUCCAAGUUCCAGUUCUUCCCCAAGCACUCGGAGAAGCUGGAGAGGAAAAUCGCGGAGAUCCACAAGUCAGAGCUCAGUGGGCAGACACCAGCUACUUCGGAGCUGAAUUUCCUCAGGAAAGCCCAGACUCUGGAGACCUACGGGGUGGACCCUCACCCGUGCAAGACCUUCCCAGGACUGCCAGAGGAGGAUGGGUGCUCUGAGACCCUGCCAGGGCUGUCAGAGGAGGAUGGGUGCUCUGAGACCCUCCCAGGACUGUCAGAGGAGGAUGGGUGCUCUGAGACCCUCCCAGGACUGUCAGAGGAGGAUGGGUGCUCUGAGACCCUCCCAGGACUGUCAGAGGAGGAUGGGUGCUCUGAGACCCUCCCAGGACUGUCAGAGGAGGAUGGGUGCUCUGAGACCCUCCCAGGACUGUCAGAGGAGGAUGGGUGCUCUGAGACCCUCCCAGGACUGUCAGAGGAGGAUGGGUGCUCUGAGACCCUCCCAGGACUGUCAGAGGAGGAUGGGUGCUCUGAGACCCUCCCAGGACUGUCAGAGGAGGAUGGGUGCUCUGAGACCCUCCCAGGACUGUCAGAGGAGGAUGGGUGCUCUGAGACCCUCCCAGGACUGUCAGAGGAGGAUGGGUGCUCUGAGACCCUCCCAGGACUGUCAGAGGAGGAUGGGUGCUCUGAGACCCUCCCAGGACUGUCAGAGGAGGAUGGGUGCUCUGAGACCCUCCCAGGACUGUCAGAGGAGGAUGGGUGCUCUGAGACCCUCCCAGGACUGUCAGAGGAGGAUGGGUGCUCUGAGACCCUCCCAGGACUGUCAGAGGAGGAUGGGUGCUCUGAGACCCUCCCAGGACUGUCAGAGGAGGAUGGGUGCUCUGAGACCCUCCCAGGACUGUCAGAGGAGGAUGGGUGCUCUGAGACCCUCCCAGGACUGUCAGAGGAGGAUGGGUGCUCUGAGACCCUCCCAGGACUGUCAGAGGAGGAUGGGUGCUCUGAGACCCUCCCAGGACUGUCAGAGGAGGAUGGGUGCUCUGAGACCCUCCCAGGACUGUCAGAGGAGGAUGGGUGCUCUGAGACCCUCCCAGGACUGUCAGAGGAGGAUGGGUGCUCUGAGACCCUCCCAGGACUGUCAGAGGAGGAUGGGUGCUCUGAGACCCUCCCAGGACUGUCAGAGGAGGAUGGGUGCUCUGAGACCCUCCCAGGACUGUCAGAGGAGGAUGGGUGCUCUGAGACCCUCCCAGGACUGUCAGAGGAGGAUGGGUGCUCUGAGACCCUCCCAGGACUGUCAGAGGAGGAUGGGUGCUCUGAGACCCUCCCAGGACUGUCAGAGGAGGAUGGGUGCUCUGAGACCCUCCCAGGACUGUCAGAGGAGGAUGGGUGCUCUGAGACCCUGCCAGGGCUCUCAGGGGGGAUGAACGAGGUGACCAAGAUGAAAUUCGAAGGGAAGACUUUCUACCUGUAUGUGAGCCAGAAGGAGGAGAAGAAAAUCGUUCUCACCUAUUUUGCCCCGACGCCAGAAGCCUGCAAGCACCUCUGGAAGUGUGGGAUCGAGAACCAGGCGUUCUACAAGUUGGAGAAGUCGAGCCAGGUGCGGACGGUGUCCAGCAGCAACCUGUUCUUCAAGGGCAGCCGCUUCCGCUACAGCGGCCGCGUGGCCAAGGAGGUGAUGGAGUCCAGCGCCAAGAUCAAGAGGGAGCCGCCCGAGAUCCACCGGGCCGGGCUGGUGCCGAGCCGCAGCUGCCCGUCCAUCACGCACGGGCCCCGGCUGAGCAGCGUGCCCCGCACCCGGCGGAGAGCCGUGCACAUCUCCAUCAUGGAAGGCCUGGAGUCCCUCCGCGACAGCGCGCACUCCACCCCGGUGCGCUCGGCUUCCCACGGCGACGCCCUGGCGGGCCCCGGGCGCGGCGGCCGCGCCGAGAGCAGCGAGCGGGGGGCGGUGAUCGCCGACGAGAGCUACAGCCCCGCCGACAGCGUGCUGCCCACGCCCGUGGCCGAGCACAGCCUGGAGCUGAUGCUGCUGUCGCGACAGGCCAACGGGGCGCCCUGCAGCAUCGAGGAGGAGAAGGAGUCGGAGGCGGGCACGCCGGCCGAGGCGGAGGGCGAGCUGCGGGCGCUGUGCCCGGGCACCGCCGGCCUGGGGCCGGCGCAGGCCCAACAGGUGAAUAAGUUUCUUUUAAGUGUCCUCCGUUUGCUCCUUGUGACAGUUGGACUCCUGUUUGUUUUGCUCCUCCUCCUGAUCGUCCUUACCGAGUCCGACCUUGACACUGCCUUUUUCCGUGAUAUCCGCCAGACCCCAGAGUUCGAGCAGUUCCAUUACCAAUACUUUUGUCCCCUCAGGCGAUGGUUUGCCUGCAAGCUCCGCGCCGUGGUAAGCCUGCUCAUUGACACCUGAAGGCAGGAGGCGGCACGGGGGGCCAGGAGCUGCCGCGGGACCCUCAGUGACCCCCCC